Carcharodon carcharias (great white shark) is the source of this 3033-nucleotide messenger RNA. Its product is annotated as LON peptidase N-terminal domain and RING finger protein 1-like. The coding region runs from base 62 to 1309 and encodes 415 amino acids. The transcript has 8 exons. The record is from RefSeq and is a predicted model, not a curated record. Lineage: Eukaryota; Metazoa; Chordata; Chondrichthyes; Lamniformes; Lamnidae.
GGUUCAGCAGGGAGCGGGAUCUCUGAGCGGUAGCGGAGAUCCGCUGGGCUACGUCGGGAGGAUGGAGCAGGUGCUGGCGUGUCCGCGGUGCCGCCGCCUGCUCCGGGAGCCGGUCACCGCCGCCUGCGGGCACUCGCUGUGCCGCCGCUGCUACUGCUACUGCUACAGCUACAGCUACAGCGGCGGCGUGAGCCCGGGCUGCUGCCCGGUUUGCCGGGAGCCGCAGCCGGAGGUGCCGGGCAGCCGGCUGAAUGUGCUGGCCAGCGGGCUGCUGCAGAAGUGGUUCGCCCGGGAAGGGCGGCUGAACCCGGGCGGCGGCUUGGCCGAGCCCCCGGAGACCGGUUCUGAUGAGGAGGAUGUCCCAGACUCCUCCUCCUGCUCCCAGUCUGUGCCUCCUGAUCUCCUUAGUAUCUCGGAUUUUGAGUGCUCAGUCUGCACAAGGUUACUGUUCGAACCAGUCACCACCCCCUGUGGCCAUACCUUCUGUAAGAAAUGUGUCGAGCGAUGUUUGGAUUACAGACCCUGCUGCCCCCUGUGCAAGGAGGAUCUAAGAAAGUUCCUGCAGCAGAGGCUGUACCGGGUCACCCAGCUCCUUGACAGCCUCAUCACCAUUUAUUUCUCCACGGAAUUCGCAGAGAGGAAACGGCUGAAUGAAGUGGAAAUGGCCGAAUUGUCCAAUUUGACGAACAACAUUCCAAUCUUUGUCUGCACAAUGGCAUUCCCAGGAAUCCCCUGCCCACUGCACAUCUUUGAGCCCCAUUACAGACUGAUGUUGCGACGCUGCCUGGAGACAGGAACUAAAACAUUCGGAAUGUGUGUAAGCGAUCGUGGAAAAAUUUUUGCAGAUUAUGGCUGUAUGCUGAAGAUUGAAGGAAGUCAGGCCCUCCCAGAUGGUCGGUCUCUGGUCAACACUGUUGGCGGACGUCGCUUUAAGGUGUUAAGAAGAAACCAGAGAGAUGGCUAUAACACAGCCGAUGUUGAAUACUUGGAGGACAAAACGGUUGAAGGAGAAGAGCUCACUGAGCUCCGCCAUUUUCAAAGGCGUGUGUAUGAACAGGCCCGGAACUGGUUUGAGCAUCUGCCAAGUGCGCUCCAGGGACAGAUCCACACCCAGCACGGGCCCCUUCCAGACCAGGAAGAGGAUGUACAGGCUUCCCCAGAUGGUCCUUGUUGGUGCUGGUGGCUCCUCGCUGUUCUACCGAUGGACUCAGCUCUUCAGACAAUGGUGUUUUCAUCCACAUCAUUGCAUGACCGACUGAUUCACCUCCAGAGGGUCCUGGAUUAUUUGGCACAGAAUCCGAUCCAGUAACCGACCCUAGGCUUUCAUUGUGGAGCACAAGGGGGAUGGUAGCAACUUAUUACUAUCAUCCCAACUCAAACUUCUAGGGGAUUUGAAGAGGGCAAGUGGAAGAUAUCUGUCUCUUGAACUCCUGGAGGCUGCAGUUUCCACUUGUCCAGUAAUUGCUUAUUGAAAACUGGGGGACCUGGAAUCGCUAAAAUCCUCUGAUUUCAUAAAAGAAAUGAGUAGGGCAUGAAGAGAGCAAAUGACAGCAGAAUUGGGUUUAAAAGUUCUUCAGUCCCUAGCUGAGACAGCUGAGGAGUUGGGAGGUUCUGAAAUGAUGUGAUGGAAUCGGACAGGGUGUGAUUUGACCCCAACACGGGGAAGAUGCAGAGAUUCCUAUCGUUCCCCAUUGCAUCACUGAGCUGAAUGCCAUCCCCAACAUCUUUCACUGAGCAACAGGCUAGUUUCUGAGAACUCCACAUCUCCAGUGGACAAUGGCCACAAAAUGGUGGCACCUGUGAAACCCUGACCUCUGCCAUGGUGGCGGGGGGAUUGGCGGGGUGGGGGGGAAGGCACAGAACACUUUUUUAACAACGUGACGCAAGCAUUUGUAUUUCUCAGGUGAAUGGCUCGAUGCUGAUGUGAAGUAGUGAGUAUUUUCCACACUUCACCCAUUUCACCAGCAAAUUAUUAUCAUCAUCCUGAUCUCAAAAUUUUUACAGCAUAGAAGGCCAAUCUGCCCAUCAUGUCUGCACUGGGUCUCUGAAUGAGCAAUUCACUUAGUGCCAUUCUCCCGCCUCUUAGUGUCUUAUGCAACACUUUUCUCUUCUCCCCCGCCCCCCCCCCGCCACCCCAAUGUAGCAGCCUGUUUAAGAACUCAUGAACCUCAAUAAUUAACGUGCAAUUUUACAAACUCUCAAUAGACUAAGGGAAUUACAAAAGGGAUCAAUAAAGUAAUUGGGCUCAUGUGCAUUUGCUUGCUGAGAUUCUAAAUUUGGCUUCAGCUCUUAGAAUUGUGCAAUUCUUCAAUAUCUUUGAAUGUUUUAAGUUGCUGAGUAUAUGCUAAAUGUUCACCACUCUGAAUCCCAUGCACAAAUGACUGUCUUUAUACAAAGUGACCACAUAGGAACUUAGGAGCAAGCGUAGGACAUUCAGUCCUUCAAACCCACUCCGCCAUUCAAUAAGAUCAUGACUGAUCUGGUUGUGGUCUCAAUUCCACUUUUCCGUCUGCCCCCAUAACGCUUGCCUCACCUGUCUAUCAAAAACCUGUCGAACUCUGCCUUAAAUAAAUUCAGUGACCCGGCUGUACUGCUCUCUGGGGAAGCGAAUUGCACCUCCUAAUGACCCUUUGACAGAGAAAAGUUAUCCUCACCUUUGUCUUAAAUGGCAUACCUCUUAUUCUUAAACUGUGCUCCCUGGUUCUAGUCUCCCCCACUAGAGGAAACAUCCACCUUAUCAAUUCCCCUCAGGAUCUAAUAUAUUUCAAUAAGAUCACUUUCAUUCUUCUAAACUCCAGUGGUUGUAAGCCCAACCUGUUCAAUCUUUAUUCAUAAGAUAAGCCCCUUAUCCCAGAAAUGAGUCAAAUGAGCCUUCUUUGAACUGCUCUUAAUGCAAUUAUCUCUCUCUUCAAAUAAGGAGACCAAAACACUUCACAGUACUCCAGAUGUGGUCUCACCAAGGCCCUGUACAGCUGCAGUAAAACUUCCCUACUUUUAUAUUCCAUUCCCUUUGCAAUAAAUGCUAAAGUUCCA